Fundulus heteroclitus (mummichog) is the source of this 2829-nucleotide messenger RNA. RefSeq names its product deoxynucleotidyltransferase, terminal, interacting protein 2 (gene dnttip2). Gene Ontology annotation, cellular component: nucleolus. Gene Ontology annotation, biological process: RNA processing. The record is from RefSeq and is a predicted model, not a curated record. The coding region runs from base 61 to 2634 and encodes 857 amino acids. Gene Ontology annotation, molecular function: RNA binding. The transcript is spliced from 7 exons. NCBI's taxonomy places the organism in Eukaryota, Metazoa, Chordata, Actinopteri, Cyprinodontiformes, Fundulidae.
UCGAUUGCUCAGGUCUGGCCUCUUCAAACCCGGAAGUGAAAGAAGAAUAUCGCGUCCAACAUGGUGGCCACCAGAAGAGGAGGACGCGUGGACUCCCCGACUAAAACAACAAAUGAGAAGCAGCCAGUUGUCCAGGCCACCCCCUCCACUGCCAGAAGAACCAGGAGCGCUCAACAGGAUGAAUGCCCUGUCCCGCCGACCCUCGCAGAGACCUGCAGCCAGAAGGAGGAGAAGCCUGAAGGAGGAACAGUAGAAACUCCUGCCGCCUCCACAAAGAGAAGAUGCAACAGAGUCUCUAGAAUCCACAGUCCAAAGGAUCCCUCUACCCCAGUGGGCUCCAUCCACGAAGGCGACACGUCUGACGCGGAGUCCCUCUGCUCUGUGGCGUCAGACGCCGAGCCACCACUGACACGGACCAGACUGAGGAGCAGACAGCUCCGCGAGAAAGAUCAGGACCAUGAGGUAUCCGAGGUGGAGUCGAGCUCCUCCGUCGUGUCUCCGAUCAAACCUGGAGUCCGGCGAAGCACGAGAAGGAAGACGUCUGACGAGGCCAAGGCAGACGGCAAAAGGGAAAUGCCGCCAGAGACGGAGUCCUGUGGGUCGGCGAUGACUGACUCUCAGAGAGUUACAAGAAGUCAGAGGAGAUCCGCUCUCACCCGAUCGUCCGCGAGACGACUCGCCGAGGAUUCGGAGCUCUCUGAGGCCGAGAGCUACGCGUCCAGCGCCUCAGGACGGGGGCCCAGAAGGCCCAUCCGUCCUAUUCCAAUGCACCUGGAGGAGCUGUCUGAAAGCUCCCAGUCCCCCACCAGAACAACUCGACGGACCAGGGCGACCAGGGGGGGCGCAGCGUCCACCGAGGAAGACGAUAAGAAACCCAGUUGUGACUCUGAAGGGUUUGAGUCAGGACCCAAAUACAGCCUGAGCUCUUCAGGCAGAACCCGUUCUGCUGUCUCCAAAGCUGCCGGGGAUUCAGAGUCCGAGGAGGUGGAAGUGGGUUCAUCAACGGGCAGCAGAGGGACUCCCUGCAGCAGCCGCGCAGGAUCUGGGACCAGCAACCGGAGAGCUCCAACGUCUAGAAGGUCUACAAAGACUAGCAGCGCGGGUUUAGAAAAAACCGAAGAACCGGCCGAAGAGGAGAGCUCGUUAGAUGACUCUAAGUUAGAAAGCACAGUGAUCGGAGAGGACGGAGACUGCACCCUGGUGGAGGAGCAAAAGAGCCAAACAUCUGGAGACGAGGAGAGUUUGGACAGCGCUGAGCUCACGUCCAGCGGAGCUGAGGAUGAAAAGGAGAAAACAAAAGAUGUGGCACUCCCAGGGUCAGUGUGCGCUGGAGAUAUCAGUGAGCCUGCAGUGAUCACCGAAGACCUGAAGGAGGAGCUGUCCUCUGAAAAUAAGGCUGGAGAGGCCUCAGAGAUAGAGAUGAUGGAGGAAACGAUCCCACCAUCAGAGCCAGCGCAGAAUCUCCCGUCUGCUCCAGCAACGAUAAGUCAGACGGACUCUGAAGACAUUGAGAGGGUGGAGAAGAAGCAGGAAGCUGCAGACGAGCCUCCAGAGGAGGAAGAUGUGGAAAUCCAGCCAAGGGUGGAGGAAAAACUGGAGGUCCAUGUGACGGCGAGCCAGAAGGUAGCGGUCUCAGUAGAGUCGGACUCAGAGCAGCAAUCUAAGGACGUUGUUGUCCAGAAGACGAAAACUGUCAGCCUGCUAGACAGCAGCGACGAUGAAGACGGCUCUGAUGAAGAAGAGGAGGACCUGAUGUCUGAUGAGGAUGACUUGGGGAGCAGAGAAGAACGAAGAGGAAAACCUUCCAGCGUGUCGCAGGCUGCGUCCUCGUCAGCAGUGGAUGGGCUGUUUAUGAUCGACACUCGACCCGGACAAGAUGCCGACCUACAGUACUACAGGGAGGAAGAGGAGGCUGCGGAUACGGUGGCUGAACAGGAGGAGGAAGAUGACGAGUUCAUAGAUGAAGACGGGGAUGAGGAUGAUGACGAGGAUUCAAAAGUCCUGUUCUUGAGCAGAAACCCUCAGUUGAAAGAGUUGUCCAGCCGUAUUGACCCCGGCCUCAGGGUGAAGGAGCUCGGCGGUUUAUACAUCAGUUUCGAUGGCAGCAAAUCAAAACCCGUCUCCAGCUCGCUGCAGAAACUAAAGGAAAAGAAGAGCCUGGAUGAGGUGAUGAAGAAGAGCGUGAUCGGACCGGACUUUGAGAAGAAGCACGCGGUGCCUCCCUACAGUGAAUCUAAACAAGCCUUAAAGUUGAAACGCAGAGAAGAGAGGGCGAAAUCAACAGGAGACGGUUGGUUUAAUAUGAAGGCUCCAGAGAUUUCCCAGGAACUGAAAGGCGACCUGCAGCUGCUGAAGAUGAGAGGGUCCCUGGAUCCCAAGAGGUUCUACAAGAAGAACGACAGAGAUGGCUUCCCCAAGUAUUUCCAGGUGGGCACAGUGGUGGACAGCCCGGCUGAUUUCUAUCAUUCCCGUAUUCCCAAGAAGGAGAGAAAGAGAACCAUGGUGGAGGAGCUGCUGAACGACGCCGAGUUCAGACAUAAAAACAAAAAGAAGUACCAGCAAAUUAUAGCGGAGAAAGCGGCACAAGCAGCUGGGAAGAGGAACAAGAAGAAGAAGAUAUUCCAUAAGAAGUGAAGAUGUGGCGCGCCCCGACUCUGAGAGCUCGAUAUUUGGUCCUUUAGCAUGAGGGUUGAAGAGGAGAAACUACGAUGAACCUCACUGGAUCCUGAUCUUUACAGACGAGAUGAUUCCCUAACUCUGUACAGUCAUCAGUGAAUAGGGCUUCUCAUUUUUAAUUACAACAACCAAUAUUAAAGUGUGUGCCUGAAA